Molecule: messenger RNA, 2325 nt
Organism: Choloepus didactylus (southern two-toed sloth)
Lineage: Eukaryota; Metazoa; Chordata; Mammalia; Pilosa; Megalonychidae
Gene: CRLF2
Product: cytokine receptor like factor 2
Exons: 10
Coding region: 527-1633 (368 amino acids)
Biological process (GO): cytokine-mediated signaling pathway
Cellular component (GO): external side of plasma membrane
Molecular function (GO): cytokine receptor activity; protein binding
Source: RefSeq, a predicted model, not a curated record
GCUGUAGGAGGACUAGUAGUUGCUGAGCUGAUCAUGGGUGUGCGGCAAAACCAUACGAACCCACAGAGACCACACAGCACAUCCUCAGUCACCAUCACCUUAGGUGGACUCCAGAAGGUCUCUGACCACUCUGCAGCCACACAACACAAAGAGACAGUGGCUAACUGUGGUUUAAGGGUCUUCUUUUGCAAAGUUCACAAAAUCCAUGACCACAAGAAGAUACUACCGGUGCCCUCUGCAUGGCUCAGAAAUGUGAAAGUGAAGGAUGCUGGAAGCUGAGAUCUUUGGUUUCUUGGAUGGAGCCAGCUCAAGAUACCUCCAGGGCUGAAUUCCCAGGGAGAAUGGGUAGCCUGACCCUGUGCUGUUUGAAUUGCCAGCAAGGAAUCACAGAUGAGCUGAGAAGUUUUCAGUCAUUUUUCUAGUUCCCUUUCCACCCGUUUAAAAUGUGGUGACCUUGUACAUUAGUCAUAAAGCCAAAGUCCUCCAAGUCCACUGGCUGUCUGCUCACUGCUGCUCCUCUCCAAGCAUGACGAGCUACUUCCACCCUUGGGCAGCGGCUGCCCUCCUUCUGCUCGGAGACGUGAUGGUGUCAGAGGAUGUAGGAAGGACAGGAGAAGAGAUGCAGCUUCAGCUCAUCGACUUUAAUUUUGAAACCAUGCAUGUUACAUGGAAUGCAAGCAAAUAUUCUGAGACCAAUCUGACUUUCUUUUACAAACUCAAUGAAGAUGAGGUUUAUUGCGAAUGUCCCAACUAUAUUCUCCAUGAACAUCACACUGCUGGGUGCAUCCUGAAGGCUGGAGAUGAUUUUCUUGAUUUUUCCAUCUUGAACGGGGCAUAUUUGCUUCUCACCAUGAAUCUAUGGACCAGCACCUAUUUGAAGCCCAACUCCCCAAAAGAUGUGAAUUUCCUGUGGGAUCAUGAAGCAGUUACCAUUACAUGUUCUGACCUGCUGUACAAUGGCCUCUUAUAUGAAAUCCAGCACAGGAGCAACUUUGAUGCUGAGUGGCAGUCCAAGGAGGAAGAAACCUGCAAUGUUACAAUAGAAGGCUUGGAUGAUGUCAAAUGUUACUAUUUUCGGGCCAGAGUGAGAACGAAGGAGUCCACCUAUGGCCAUGACACAUACCCAAGUGACUGGUCAGAAGUGAUGCACUGGCAGAGGGGCCAACCAAGAGAUAUGUGCCUUCAGGAGAAAAAGACUUUCCCAACAUAUAUCUUAAUUUCUAGUCCGGUGGCCCUCCUGACAUCAGCCCUUCUACUUCUGUCCCUGUGGAAACAGCGGAGAGUUAGGAAGCUCCUCAUGCCCAGCGUGCCAGAUCUCAAAUUCACCUUUCCCGGGCUCUUUGAGGACCACAGAGGGAACUUCCAGGAGUGGAUCAAAGACACCCAAAACGUGGCACCCUUGAACAAGAUGGAAGAUGGGGAGAAGGAGUGUGUUCUGGAAGACGUGCCAGUGACCCAACUGGUCAAGGUGGAGGUGGACAUGCCCACAAUAGGUCAUCUGUGCCCACAGGUGGAGGAGGAAGUGGCUGGGGGCUCUGGCCAGCUACCUCACCAGCUCCCCCAAGGCGGCGACGUCAUCUCCCUCAGCGGCUUUAGGUUUCUUAUGAAUGACGACGCGUAUGUGACGCUGUGAGGGGCACAACCUCAAAACCGAGACAAAGGUCUGUAUUGUCAUUAAAGGACUAAGGGAAACGUCCCACCAGGGAGGGACACCAUGGACCAGUGACACCAGUGCCUAGAACCACUCAAGUUGCCCAUCACCAAACCAAUGUCAUACUUGUGUCGUGUUUCAAUCUCUUGACAUCUCUAUUCAAGGGCUUGAUGGUGGAUUAAGUGGAGGUGAAACACCCAACUCAUUGGCGUGUUUCUCUGCUGUCAGGUUGCAUCUCAUCACAUUUGAUAUUUUCAACAUAAAUCCUAAGGAGGAAUCUCCAGGUUGUACCAAAGUCACUUUCCUUCAAGCACACAUGUCAAGUCUUCUCUGUCAAUGCUUCCCCUUUUGAACAGGUUCUUGCAUCCUCUGUACCUUUGCACACAUCCCAGAAGGUGAGGCUUGAUGUUCCUGGGUAGUCAAAAUAAUCCUGCUUUUAAAAUACCAAGAAUUCACCAAGAAACAGUUCUGAAAGGAGAAGCCCACAAUGUCAACAAUUUGAGCAUUUUCUUGAGGAGACAUAGUUUUUGUUCCUGACUCCAUAUUCAUGACAUAAUUCUGUGACUAAGAGACAUGUGGAUUAAAAAAACCCUCAGCACAUUCACCCAAAGCUUCCAGCCUUUUGAGUUUGUGUUUUGUUCUGUUGUAUUUGGAAUAAAGAGUAAGAGAGAAAA